Postia placenta MAD-698-R-SB12 is the source of this 1713-nucleotide messenger RNA. RefSeq lists its product as hypothetical. Gene Ontology annotation, biological process: proteolysis. Gene Ontology annotation, molecular function: serine-type endopeptidase activity; tripeptidyl-peptidase activity. Lineage: Eukaryota; Fungi; Basidiomycota; Agaricomycetes; Polyporales; Adustoporiaceae. The transcript has 8 exons. The record is from RefSeq and is a predicted model, not a curated record. Bases 1 to 1713 code for a protein of 570 amino acids.
AUGUUCUCUCACUUCAGCGUCGCGCUUGCACUCCUCUCCCCUCUCGUUAUGGGUACUCCUCUGCGGCGGGCAAUGCAAGUACACGAGGCUCUUCAGAGUACACCCAGUGGUUACACCUUGACUGGAGCCGCCUCGCCCGACACUGUCCUCAGUCUGCGCGUUGCUCUUGUGCAGAACAAUAUUGACGGGCUGAUUGAAGCCUUGUACGACGUCAGCACGCCGUCCAGCUCGAACUAUGGGAAAUGGCUCAGCAAGUCCGAUGUUGAGGCGUACACAGCCCCAGAAUCAGAGACCGUUGAUGCGGUCAACAGCUGGUUGAGUGAGAAUGGACUCAACGCGACCGUCCUCACACCCGCUGGCGAUUGGCUUGGUAUCGACGUACCAGUCAGUAAAGCGAAUGAAAUUCUCGCUACUGAUUUCUCGGUCUUCACCUCCUCGGUCACUGGCGCGACGACUAUCCGCACCCUGUCGUACUCUCUCCCGUCGAACUUGAUUGGUCAUGUCGCCCUUGUUCACCCCACUAUCACGUUCCCUAACCCGAGCGGUAUCAAGCCUCCUAUUGCCCGUGAAGUCAGCACUCCGGCCGCGAGCGCGUCUGACUUGUCCGAUCCAUGCGCGAUUGUAAAGCUUAACGGAACCGCGAUGACUCCUGCAUGUCUGCAAGAACUCUAUGGCAUUCCUGCUACCCCUGCCACCGUUGCCUCGAAUGGCCUCGCUGUGGCCGAGUACGAAUAUGAAUACGCCGAGGAAUCGGAUCUGCAUACAUUCCUGCAGACGUAUCGUCCGGACGUGAACCCCAACACCAAUUUCACCGUCCUCAGCAUAGACAAUGGCACUAAUCCUCAGAGUCCUGAUGACGCUGGUCUUGAAGCGAGUCUCGACCUCCAGUAUACCGUAGGGAUAGCAACAAACGUCAACACGACAUUCAUUACCGUUGGGUACAAUGGCGACUUCUUGACCAACCUCUUGGACACUGCAAAUACCCUCAUUGCGCUGGACUCGCCUCCGCAGGUUGUGUCUACUAGCUACGGUGAGGAUGAGCAGUAUGUAUCGGCCUCUUUCGCGACAACCCUCUGCAAUGCGUACGCACAGUUGGGCGCCCGUGGAGUCUCGCUGAUCUUUUCUUCGGGCGAUGGCGGUGUGUCGGGAAACCACUUCGAAGAGUGCACGACAUUCAACCCCACCUUCCCUUCGGUAUGCCCCCACAUCACAACCGUCGGUGCAACCACUCUGAUCCCUGAGGUCGCCGUGGACUUCUCGGGCGGCGGGUUUUCUAACAUCUUCCCUCGCCCAAGCUACCAAGACGCUGCUGUCUCUGCAUAUCUGACGCUUCUUGGAAGCAAUGACACCGGGCUGUACAAUGCUUCGGGCCGUGGAUACCCGGAUGUUUCUGCGCAAGGGGUUGACUUUGAGGUGGUGAAUGCCGGUGAGGUCCUCCAGGUCAGUGGCACAAGCUGCUCUGCGCCCACCUUCGCUAGCGUGGUUGCCCUCCUCAACGACCGGCUGCUCGCUUCCGGAAAGCCCACCCUUGGAUUCCUGAACCCCUUCCUGUACUCGACUGGGGCUUCAGCGUUCAAUGACAUUACGUCGGGGAACAACACCGCGUGCGGCACGAAUGGCACACUGGGCUUCUUUACGGCGCCUGGUUGGGACCCCGUUUCUGGUCUCGGCACUCCCGACUUCGCGAAGCUGCUGACGGCAGUGGGGUUGUGA